This is a messenger RNA of Tripterygium wilfordii, 1397 nucleotides long. Its product is annotated as cyclin-dependent kinase inhibitor 5-like. The transcript has 3 exons. Gene Ontology annotation, biological process: negative regulation of cyclin-dependent protein serine/threonine kinase activity. The coding region runs from base 180 to 875 and encodes 231 amino acids. Gene Ontology annotation, cellular component: nucleus. Lineage: Eukaryota; Viridiplantae; Streptophyta; Magnoliopsida; Celastrales; Celastraceae. Gene Ontology annotation, molecular function: cyclin-dependent protein serine/threonine kinase inhibitor activity. The record is from RefSeq and is a predicted model, not a curated record.
UCCCUCUCUCUCUCUCUCUCUCUCUAUAAACAAGCCAUCGCUCUUCAUCUCCGUUUCUUUCUUUCGUUCCCGUUCUCUCUCUCUCUCUCUCUCUCUUCGUCUUCAACUGAGAAGGCCAUUUCCCUCUCUUUGGUUCUCUCGAUGACAGAUUAGAGAUUACGCUUAAGAAGCAGACAUCGAUGGGAAAGUACAUAAGGAAGGUCAAAACGGCAGGCGAGAUUGCUGUAAUGGAGGUCUCUCAGACAUUGGGAGUCAGCACCAGAGCCAGGACUCUCGCCCUUCAGCGUCUACAGAAAUCAUCUCCGCCUCCUUCCGAUGGGGGAUCCUACUUGCAGCUGCGCAGCCGCCGCCUUCAGAAGCCGACGAUUCUGGUUGACUCGAAGAGGGAAAAGCCUAACCCUAGGCGUAAUGCAAACCUGAAAUCGAAUUCUAAGGCUAAGUCCGGGUCGCGUGGAUUGGUUCAAAAGAAAGGGUCGAGUAGGAAAAAUGUUGGCGAGGUGGUUCAAAAAGGGAAGGUUGAAGGUCAUACCGGUGACGGCAAGGAUUUGGGUGCCGAGACUUCGUUUGGAGAGAAUCGUUUGGAGAUUGAAGGUAGAGAAAGGAACACUAGGGAAUCCACUCCAUGCAGUUUGAUUAGGGACCCAGAUGCUAUACGAACCCCUGGUUCUAGUACUAGGCCCACCAGCUCCACAGAAGCCAAUAGGAGAAGGCAGAACUCAAUAAGUAGACACAUCCCAACAGCACAUGAUAUGGACGACUUCUUUUCUGGGGCAGAAGAAGAACAGCAAAGACAAUUUGUUGAGAAGUACAACUUUGAUCCAGUGAAUGACAAACCACUCCCAGGACAAUACGAAUGGGAGAAAUUGGAUCCAUAGAAGAAGUUGGUAGGCUUUAUCUGGACUUCCUGCUAAUUCUGGGUAUUAGGUUGGGGAUCUAAUUGUAGUAGUAACUGUGAUGGAGGUUUUAUUUCCAUAUUCCAUCACAAAUCUCAAUUUACUUGUAAAGAAAGGGGUAGGGAAGGAAGGUGUAGACUAAAUGACUAAUGGUCUGUAACAUAACAGAGGUGUUAUGAGUUACUGAACAAAAUACAAAUCAAAAGUCCUUUGUCUAACAGAUCAUCAUCAUCUUAGUAGAAAGGUGGGAAGGGAAAGAGACUGGUAGGAGAUAGUGCUAGGGUUUCUUCUGUCCACUUAGGUCAGUGUAGCUGGUACAGUAAUUUUACUUGAGAUCUUCAUCUUCUGUAAUGUAUUUUCCCUCAACUUUUUUUUUUUGUCUAUUUUUGUACUGAAGCAGAUGCUUAGGAAUAAUGACAUGAUCUCUCUUUCCCCCCACCACGUUUGUCUCUUCUCUUAUCAUGUACUUUGCUACUUUUGUCAUUUGCCAUGCAUGGUUCAGUU